CAGCAGGGUAUCUGUCUGGCACUGUCUUUUCAUUUCGGAAAUGUUCUGAGGCUCAAAGAUCCCUCUCGGCCAUUUUUCAGUAACCCCAUGGAAACCGUUUUCUUUUUUGUUCUUUGCUAACACCAGUGAUGGCAGCAUCUUUGGGGAAGAAAUUCCAUUUAAAGCUUUUCUUGCAGCUGAGGUGUGUCAUCUUGUUUUUCCAUCACCCCUCCUGUUUCACACUCUCGGGCUGAAUUUGAGUCAGACCCUCUGGGCUGAGAAGGCUUUUCCUACGGCAGCUAAGAGCGUUCACUCGCUUGAGGUACCCAAAACGGGGUGGCUCGAAGAAGGUUCAGGCAGAGGGUAUCCCAGCAGAGCCAAGGAAGAUGCCGUGGAGAAGGGGCGAGGAUUGCUAGAGAUGUGAAUUUCUACACAUUGGGAAUGGGUUGUACGACGAGUGUGAUUCUGUUUAAAGGCAUCCGCACGGUUUUUGAAAGGAACUGUGCUUAUAUGUGCAAACAGCAAGGAGAGAAUAAUGCCUUUGAAUAUACGGCACACAGUUGGAUGAGAGAAGAUUCGGGAUUAUUGAUCCAUUCGACUCUGGCGAAACCAAAGCUAAUCGAGCCACUUGACUAUGAAAAUGUUAUUGUUCAGAAGAAGACGCAAAUCUUGAAUGAUGCGCUAAGGGAGAUGUUACUUUUUCCCUACGACGAUUUCCAGACGGCAAUUUUGAGGCGACAGGGUCGGUAUAUUUGCUCCACUGUACCUGCCAAUGCAGAAAAGGAGGCUCAGAGUUUGUUUGUAACGGAGUGCAUCAAAACCUACAACUCAGACUGGCAUAUCGUAAACUAUAAAUAUGAAGACUACUCUGGAGAGUUUCGACAGCUUCCAAACAAAAUGGUCAAAUCAGAUAAGCUUCCAGUUCAUGUCUACGAAGUUGAUGAAGAGGCUGACAAAGAUGAGGAUGCAGCUUCCCUUGGAUCUCAGAAAGGUGGCAUAACAAAACACGGAUGGCUCUACAAAGGCAACAUGAACAGUGCAAUAAGUGUCACAAUGAGGUCAUUUAAGAGACGGUUUUUCCAUUUGAUUCAACUUGGUGAUGGGUCCUACAAUUUGAAUUUCUACAAAGAUGAAAAAAUAUCCAAAGAGCCGAAAGGAUCAAUAUUUCUGGAUUCCUGCAUGGGUGUGGUUCAGAACAACAAAGUAAGACGAUUUGCUUUUGAACUCAAGAUGCAAGACAAAAGUAGUUAUCUUUUGGCAGCUGACAAUGAUUUGGACAUGGAAGACUGGAUAACAACUCUAAACAAAAUCCUGCAACUCAACUUUGAAGCUGCAAUGCAAGAAAAACGGAAUGGAGAAUCUCAUGAGGAUGAUGAACAAAGCAAACUGGAAAGCUCAUCUUCUGGUCUAGAUAGCUACCUGCCUGAACUUGCCAAGAGCACCAGAGAGGCAGAAAUCAAACUGAAAAGUGAAAGCAGAGUUAAACUUUUUGUCUUGGAUCCAGAUGCCCAGAAACUUGACUUCUCAGGCAUUGAGCCAGAAGUGAAACCAUUUGAGGAGAAAUUUGGGAAGCGGAUCCUUGUGAAGUGCAAUGACUUGUCUUUCAAUUUGCAAAGCUGCGUAGCUGAAAACGAAGAAGGACCCACAACCAAUGUAGAGCCAUUCUUUGUCACCUUAUCGCUGUUUGACAUAAAGCACAACCGGAAGAUUUCAGCCGAUUUUCACGUCGAUCUAAAUCAUUUCUCAGUGCGGCACAUGUUAGCGAGCUCACCGCAGCAUAUGACAAACGGCAGCGGGGAUGGCUUCCACAGGAUCCAAGGCGUCAUCCCCGAGAUCAUGCUGCAGUACCCAAAGCAGGGAAUAUUCUCCAUCACAUGCCCACAUCCUGAUAUAUUUCUGGUGGCUAGAAUUGAAAAGGUUCUACAGGGAAGUGUUACCCAUUGUGCCGAGCCAUAUAUGAAAAGUUCGGAUUCUUCUAAGGUUGCACAGAAGGUGCUGAAAAAUGCUAAACAAGCGUGCCAGAGAUUGGGGCAGUUCAGAAUGCCCUUUGCUUGGGCAGCAAGGACUUUAUUUAAAGAUUCAGCUGGCAAUCUUGACAAAAAUGCCAGAUUUUCUGCACUCUACAGACAAGACAGUAAUAAGCUAUCAAAUGAAGACAUGCUUAAGUUGUUAGCCGACUUCCGAAAACCUGAGAAGAUGGCCAAAUUACCAGUUAUUUUAGGCAACUUAGACAUCACGAUUGAUAACUUUUCCCCAGACUUUCCUAAUUAUGUUAAUUCAUCAUACAUUCCCGUGAAACAGUUUGAAACCAGUUCCAAAACAGUAGUCACUUUUGAAGUAGAGGAAUUUGUUCCCUGCAUUCCGAAACAUACUCAACCUUUCACCAUCUACAAUAAUCACCUUUAUGUGUAUCCAAAGUACUUGAAAUAUGAUGGUCAAAAGUCUUUUGCAAAGGCCAGAAACAUUGCCAUUUGCACUGAGUUCAGAGAUUCAGAUGAAGACGAUUCUCAGCCUUUAAAGUGCAUCUAUGGCAGACCCGGUGGGCCAGUGUUCGUAAGGAGCUCUUUUGCUGCUGUUUUACACCACCACCAAAACCCAGAAUUUUAUGAUGAGGUCAAAAUAGAAUUGCCCACACAGCUACAUGAAAAACAUCACUUAUUGUUCACGUUCUUCCAUGUUAGCUGUGAUAAUUCAAGUAAAGGAAGCACAAAGAAGAAGGAUGUUGUGGAAACACAAGUUGGGUACGCUUGGCUUCCACUGCUGAAAGAUGGAAGAGUUGUAACCAACGAGCAGCACAUUCCUGUAACAGCUAAUCUUCCACCUGGCUACCUUAGCUACCAUGAGCUUGGAACAGGAAAGCAUUCUGGUCCAGAGUUUAAAUGGGUGGAUGGCGGCAAGCCACUGUUAAAAAUCUCAACUCAUCUAGUUUCUACUGUGUACACCCAGGAUCAGCAUUUGCAUAAUUUUUUCCAGUACUGUCAGAAAACAGCAUCUGGUGCUCAGGCCUUAGGAAAUGAUCUCGUGAAGUAUCUUAAGAGUCUUCAUGCAAUGGAGGGCCAUGUGAUGAUAGCUUUCUUGCCUACUAUACUGAACCAGUUGUUCCGAGUUCUCACCAGGACUACUCAGGAAGAAGUAGCAGUCAAUGUGACAAGGGUUAUUAUCCAUGUUGUGGCCCAGUGCCAUGAAGAAGGAUUGGAUAGCCACUUGAGGUCAUAUGUCAAGUAUGCUUAUAAAGCUGAACCAUAUGUUGCUUCCGAGUAUAAGACAGUACACGAAGAACUGACCAAAUCCAUGACGACAAUUCUGAAACCUUCCGCUGAUUUUCUUACAAGCAACAAACUACUUAAGUAUUCAUGGUUCUUCUUUGAAGUUUUGAUAAAAUCCAUGGCUCAGCACAUGAUAGAAAAUUCCAAAGUAAAGUUAUUGAGAAACCAGAGAUUUCCGGCUUCCUAUCAUCAUGCAGUUGAAACUGUUGUGAACAUGCUGAUGCCACACAUCACACAGAAAUAUAGAGAUAACCCAGAAGCGUCAAAAAAUGCAAAUCACAGUCUUGCCGUCUUUAUAAAGAGAUGUUUCACGUUCAUGGACAGGGGCUUUGUUUUCAAGCAGAUCAACAACUACAUUAGCUGCUUUGCCCCCGGAGAUCCAAAGACUCUUUUUGAAUUCAAGUUUGAAUUUCUUCACGUUGUAUGCAAUCACGAACACUACAUUCCUUUGAAUUUACCGAUGCCAUUUGGAAAAGGCAGGAUUCAGCGAUAUCAAGAUCUGCAGCUUGACUAUUCACUAACAGAUGAUUUCUGCAAGAACCAUUUCUUGGUGGGACUGCUCCUGAGGGAGGUGGGCAAUGCUUUGCAAGAGUUUCGAGAGGUCCGGCAGAUUGCAAUCAGUGUGCUGAAGAAUCUGAUGAUAAAGCACUCUUUUGAUGACAGAUACUCUUCGAGGAGCCACCAAGCCAGGAUAGCUACUCUAUAUCUACCUCUGUUUGGCCUGCUAAUUGAGAACGUACAGCGAAUCAAUGUGAAGGACGUCUCACCUUUCCCAGUUAAUCCCAGCAUUAGUGCAAAGGAGGAGCCGCUCACCCUGCCGAUUGCAAAUCCAUUGGUAACGCCGCAAAAAUCAGGAAACACCUUGGACAACAGUCUGCACAAAGAUCUCUUUGGCGCCAUCUCUGGCAUCGCAGCCCCGUACACAACGUCAACUCCAAAUAUUAACUGUGUGAGAAAUGCUGAUUCCCGGGGGUCGCUUAUAAGCACAGAUUCGGGGACCAGCCUGCCAGAGAGAAACAAUGAGAAAAGCAAUUCUCUUGACAAGCAUCAACAAAGUGGACCAUUGGGGAGUUCUGUAGUACGAUGUGACAAACUUGACCAGUCAGAGAUUAAAAGCCUACUGAUGUGCUUCCUUUACAUUUUAAAAAGCAUGUCUGAUGAUGCUUUGUUUACCUACUGGCACAAAUCAUCAACAUCUGAACUUAUGGAUUUUUUCACGAUAUCAGAAGUGUGCUUGCAUCAGUUCCAGUACAUGGGGAAGAGAUAUAUAGCCAGGAACCAAGAGGGGUUGGGACCCAUAGUUCAUGAUCGAAAAUCUCAGACAUUGCCUGUUUCCCGUAACAGAACAGGGAUGAUGCAUGCCAGAUUGCAGCAGCUGAGCAGCCUGGAUAACUCUCUCACUUUUAACCACAGCUACGGCCACUCAGAUGCGGACGUUCUUCACCAGUCUUUACUUGAAGCAAACAUUGCUACUGAAGUUUGCCUUACAGCUCUGGACACUUUAUCUCUGUUCACCAUGGCAUUUAAGAACCAGCUGCUGGCUGAUCAUGGACACAAUCCACUGAUGAAAAAGGUUUUUGACGUCUACCUUUGUUUUCUUCAAAAGCACCAAUCUGAAACUGCUCUGAAAAAUGUCUUCUCGGCCUUAAGAUCGUUAAUUUUUAAAUUUCCGUCUACAUUUUAUGAAGGGAGAGCUGACAUGUGUGCUGCAUUGUGCUAUGAAAUUCUGAAAUGCUGUAAUUCCAAACUGAGUUCUAUUCGGACUGAUGCCUCACAGCUGUUGUAUUUUUUAAUGAGGAAUAACUUUGACUACACAGGCAAGAAGUCCUUUGUAAGGACACAUUUACAGGUUAUUAUAUCCGUAAGCCAGCUGAUAGCAGAUGUUGUAGGAAUUGGAGGAACAAGGUUCCAACAGUCUCUUUCCAUCAUUAAUAAUUGCGCCAACAGUGAUAGGAUUAUUAAGCACACCAGUUUCUCCUCUGAAGUGAAGGAUUUGACGAAGCGGAUCCGCACCGUCUUAAUGGCCACGGCACAAAUGAAGGAGCAUGAGAAUGACCCUGAAAUGCUAGUGGAUCUCCAGUACAGCCUGGCUAAGUCCUAUGCCAGCACUCCAGAGCUCAGGAAGACUUGGCUGGACAGCAUGGCAAGAAUUCACGUCAAAAAUGGGGAUCUUUCUGAGGCAGCAAUGUGCUAUGUGCAUGUAACAGCACUGGUGGCCGAAUAUCUCACCAGAAAAGGCAUGUUCAGGCAAGGGUGUUCAGCCUUCAGGGUCAUCACGCCAAAUAUAGACGAAGAGGCCUCGAUGAUGGAAGACGUCGGGAUGCAGGAUGUCCAUUUUAACGAAGAUGUGUUGAUGGAAUUGCUAGAGCAGUGUGCAGAUGGGCUCUGGAAAGCUGAACGCUAUGAGCUGAUUGCCGACAUCUAUAAACUUAUCAUUCCCAUUUAUGAAAAACGCAGGGAUUUUGAGAGGCUGGCCCAUCUUUAUGACACCCUACAUAGAGCAUACAGCAAAGUAACGGAGGUCAUGCAUACUGGCAAGAGAUUGCUUGGCACGUAUUUCAGAGUGGCAUUCUUUGGACAGGCAGCGCAAUACCAGUUUACAGACAGUGAAACAGACGUGGAGGGAUUCUUUGAAGAUGAAGAUGGAAAGGAGUACAUUUACAAGGAACCUAAACUCACCCCUCUGUCUGAAAUAUCCCAGAGACUUCUUAAGCUUUACUCAGACAAAUUUGGUUCUGAAAACGUCAAGAUGAUACAGGAUUCUGGCAAGGUAAACCCUAAGGAUUUGGACUCCAAAUAUGCCUACAUCCAGGUUACACAUGUAAUCCCAUUCUUUGAUGAAAAGGAAUCGCAAGAGAGAAAAACAGAGUUUGAAAGGACACACAACAUUCGUCGCUUCAUGUUUGAAAUGCCUUUCACUCAAACAGGCAAAAGACAAGGUGGAGUGGAAGAGCAGUGUAAAAGGCGCACGAUUCUCACAGCAAUCCACUGCUUCCCGUACGUAAAGAAGCGCAUUCCUGUGAUGUACCAGCACCACACAGAUCUUAACCCAAUAGAAGUGGCCAUUGAUGAGAUGAGUAAGAAAGUGGCCGAGCUGAGGCAGCUGUGUUCCACAGCUGAAGUGGACAUGAUCAAGCUGCAGCUCAAACUACAGGGCAGUGUCAGUGUGCAGGUUAAUGCCGGCCCUCUGGCCUAUGCCCGGGCCUUUUUAGAUGAUGCCAACACAAAAAGAUACCCUGACAACAAGGUGAAGCUUUUGAAAGAAGUUUUCAGACAGUUUGUUGAAGCUUGCGGCCAGGCUUUGGCAGUAAAUGAACGGCUCAUAAAGGAGGAUCAGUUGGAAUAUCAGGAAGAAAUGAAGGCUAACUACCGGGAAAUGGCAAAAGAACUUUCGGAAAUUAUGCAUGAACAAAUUUGUCCAGUAGAAGAGAAGGCCAGUGUUAUACCUAACUCACUUCACAUCUUCAAUGCCAUAAGUGGAACGCCAACAAGCACAACCGUUCACGGGAUGCCCAGUUCCUCUUCAAUUGCAUGAUCGUUUCUUGUAACAGAAAGUAACUUUUCUUAGAUCGCCAUAUGUGGUUCUGCUUUGUCAUUUGCAAACUCAGGUUGAUUUCCAAAACUAGGUCUGGAUAUGUGCAAGAUAUAGUAAAGACUGGUGACACACUUAGGUCUGGGGAUGGGGAGGGCGGUGAGGAUAGGAAAGGAGCAAAAAAGUUGUUUCAUAGUAGACUUUAUAGAAUAAGAAGGUGCACAUAUUUUUUUAAAUUCCACUGGCAAUAUUCAAAGUUCUCCUUAUAGCUUAAGAAAUGGGUGCCAGAGUUAAUUUCUCUUCCUUAGAAGUAGUAUUAAAGUGAAUGGCACAUGUAAGCAAGUAUUGUGGAAUGUAUGUAGCAGUGAACGUAACACUGAAGUUAAAAAUUUAGUUAGCCUUAUCUUGUGGGGCUAAACUUGCACAUCUUGAAUAUAUUAAGUAUUCUUUAUUUUUUUCCUGUGGCACAUUCAGGUUGAGUACAAGUACGAGAACUAUUUUUGUGCCUAGAUAUUCACUAGUUUUUGAUGACUUAAGGGAACUGACACUUGUAGUUUUUGUACCAGUGAAUGAGAAGGUUUAGUGCUGUUUUAUACGUAUUUACUGGCAUUUAGAAAAAAGUAUGUGAGCGGUGAGUCAAGCGGUUAAUAACCAAAGGUCUGUAUUAAUAAACACAAUUAUGCUAAAAUUUAAAUAGUAAAACAAAUUGAUAUGUACAUAUUGUUUGUUAAUGCAGUCCAUCCCAAAAUCCUGUACAUAUGUGUAUUUCAUUUCUAUACAUUUUUAAUUCUCAUACCAGCUUUAAUCUUUCCACUUUAAGUUUGUGAUCAAUUUGUGCUAUUCCAAGUACAUGCUCUAUUUGACUCUACAGCUUGUUUACUCUUGUACAUAAAUACGUGCAAUAUGAAGAUGUAUACAGUCUUUGCUAUGUUAGGUUUAUACACUGUUUUAAAAAAUUUCAUCCUUUUGCCAAAGUGAUGGAGCGUGGAAUGGGUGAUCAUAAUUCCUGUGGUAAAUGGUGGUGUAAUUUAAAGCUUUUACCAUGUUAUUGUUCCUUUUAAACAUUAAUUUAGUAAUUUUAUAUUUGGGAAAAUGAAAGGUUUUUAAUUUUAUUUAACUGGAAUCACUGACCUGCUGUAACUAAACAUCUGUACCCCAUCUGAAUUAAAAAUACCAUUGCUGAUUUCUCUGCCCUGUA
Messenger RNA from Tachyglossus aculeatus (Australian echidna), 7975 nucleotides. It is a transcript of the gene DOCK9, whose product is annotated as dedicator of cytokinesis 9. The coding region runs from base 421 to 6780 and encodes 2119 amino acids. Gene Ontology annotation, molecular function: guanyl-nucleotide exchange factor activity. The transcript has 55 exons. Lineage: Eukaryota; Metazoa; Chordata; Mammalia; Monotremata; Tachyglossidae. Gene Ontology annotation, biological process: small GTPase-mediated signal transduction; positive regulation of GTPase activity. The record is from RefSeq and is a predicted model, not a curated record.